AUGGCUCUGCCGACAGCCCUUCUCGCACAGGUGCACCCGCCGCCACUGCGCAGCCCCAUAGGCGGCAGCGGCCGCGAUCGAUUAAGCUGCACCGCCCACCGCCUAGCGCGCGCCCGACCCAUCGAUUGGCGGCGCAGGGAACACAAUUUCCAAGAAUCGUCAUGCGCUGUGGAGAUUGAGGAGUUACGGCAGUGCUGUCAGCUCUGGCGGGAAAAGUCUCUGGUGUGUUCGGGAAUCGACGUGACACCGCCAGAAGCAGCUCCUUCAAAUAAGAAACCAUCUGCAGCAGGCAGCUCAAAGCAGUAAACAAAUGGCAAUUGUUUUGAAGCUGCAGGAAUGAGUGAACACAAAGGCCCAAGGAUUUACAAGAAUAUACCUUCAACUGAAAAUAUCGACAAGCAAAUUCUACAAAGGAGGCGGCUUUUAGCUAAAGAUCAACCACUGUUUAAACGAUAUCCUCGCUUAUUUGUUUCUUCAGUGACAGGAGUAUUAUUUUGUAUUCUUUAUUCAAGGUUUAUUUAUGAGGCUAUCUUUGAAGAACCACUAGCAAUACAGUCUGAGCCACAAAAGAAGAAAAUAUUAAAGUAAUGGAAUCUGUGAAAAGAGCAAAAGCACGUGUUCGGCAGUAUCCCACUCUCUUGGUGGAAUGUGCUCCUAUGGCCACUGCAUAUGCAAAAUGUGUAUUAACCCAUUCAAACCUCAGCAAAGGAGAUUGUGAGGAGACAUUUCAAGCAUUUCAUCGGUGCAUGAGAGAAGCUGCCAAAAGAGCAAGCACCCGUCUGUGAGAAGGAAAGUAUUGUAGUUUUCCUAGUUUAAUAGAAUUUGGAUGUAGAUGAAUUCCAAUAUCAGAUUGUGUAAAUAAUAACAUAUAAAACUGAAACAAUAAAAUGUGCAGUGCAUGAAAUAAUCAGCAUUUUUAUGUACUAAGACUACCCAACAGGCACUAAUUAAUCCUGGUGCUUAUCAAAACAAGUGUUUAUUCAAUUAUAAAAUAGUGUAAAAUGGAAGGCAUUCAGAAACAUUUAUUUACGGCCUUUACUCUACGAAUGAUCCUUAUCACGUACGGAGUGUUCCAUGAUCGAUUGUUUCCAGUUGCUUACACAGAUAUUGACUAUAAGGUGUUUACAGACGCUGCCAGACAUGCAUGGGAAGGACGAUCACCUUAUGACAGGGUUACUUAUCGCUAUCCGCCACUCAUUGCUUGGCUUUUAAUACCCAAUUUAUGGCUAGCAAUUUGGGGCAAACUGCUCUUUUCUGUGGCUGAUGUUUUAGUUGGUUGGCUAAUUUACAAACUUGCUGUGAGACAAGGGUGCACUCAAUCCAAAGCAAUAUUUUGUGCAAAAAUCUGGCUAUAUAAUCCUAUUGCAAUAAUUAUUUCUACAAGAGGUAAUUCUGAUGCCUUGUCAGCUGCUUUGGUUUUGAGUUCACUUCUGUUUGUCAUUCAAAACAAAGUGCGUCCCCUCUGGGCUGGAGUGUUGUUAGGUUUGGCGAUCCAUGUAAGGCUCUAUCCAAUUGCAUUCUCCCUGCCUAUGUAUCUCUGUAUGGGGCCUCGACCCACUGGAAAGAAAAAACAAUGGCAGAAUCGAAUGUUUGCAGUUUUGUGGCCUAAUUCCAGCCGUCUCAUGAUUACAUUGGCGUGUACGUUUACGUUAGCGUUUCUUACUGGUAUCGGAUGGUUGAUGUAUGGCUGGCCUUGCCUGGAUGAAAGUAUUUUGUACCACUUACGUAGACGUGACACCCGCCACAAUUUUUCAGUAUAUUUUUACUUACUGUACCUUGGAGUUGGGCAACCAUUGGCCCUAUGGCAACGUGUUGCGAUGCUAUUUCCUCAAGCAAUAUUACUGUUUGCUUUGUCUGUGACAUUUGGAACGAGAAGAAAUACUUUGCCGUUUUGUUUGUUGACGCAGGCCAUUGUGAUGGUUGUAUAUAAUACUGUAGUUACUGCACAAUAUUUUGUGUGGUUCUUAUCACUUCUCCCCCCUAUUAUCCCUUUCCUAGAUAUCAGAUGGAAGGAGGUGGUAAGAAUUGUAUUAGUGUGGGUUGGCGCUCAAGUCACCUGGCUGGUACCUGCUUAUCUGUUAGAAUUCAAAGGUUCAAAUAGCUUUCUCCAUAUCUGGUUUCAUGGUUUGGCCUUUUUCUGUGCAAGUAUUUUUGCAUUAGGGUGUUUAAUUAAGGCAUAUUGUCCCCCUGAUGCACGUAGAUUUAAAUGGGAAUAAUGUGAGUUUUAAACACAAGGUAUAAGCACAUGUAUUGGCUAAAGUUAUGGAAAUUUCUAGUUUCUUUUAAUUCUGGGUUGCUGCGAAACUAUAUUUGUUUUGUGAAAUACAAUGGUUGAUUAACAAACCUCUUGCUGAAUGGAUACCUUUUGCCUAAAAAAGACCCAUUCUCAUUUUGUUUAUUUUCUAUUAAUUUAUUUCCAGACAUUUUGAUCCAGUGUGGCGAUUUGGAAACUGCAAAAAUUUGGUAAUUUCCUGAUACUCAACCUAGCAUUAGCCACAUAUUAUACCCCGGAAUGUGUUCGACACUAAGCCUCUCUCAAAAAAUGCUGUGACAUGUUAUUGUAAUGCCCAUAUUAAUAACACAUUUUCUGCCUAUUUUGUAUGCAUAAAAGAAUGAAAAAGAAAGGGAUUGUCUACAUUUUACUCCUUGCUGAUUGAAGGCCUUCUGCAAGUUUCAAGAAGUCUCCAAUCUUUUUUUAUUUUUUCCUCCCAAGGCCUUGAAGUGGUCACGCUGGUGUCUACCCUACUUGAUGGAAAAUCUUAAGGACAGAAAUUGUGAUACUGUUCUUCAAAUUCAAAUGUACUUUCAGAAGUAUAUAAUGCUUUUGUUCGUGAAAUGAGUUUAACAAGAAAACUGCUUUUUCAGUUUGUUGCUUUCGAGUAAAUUGUUGGCUUUAGAUUUGCCUCGUGAAUUUCAUUUGUUCUCAUUCCUUACUUCAUAUUACAAAAUCUUACUUCCCAGAUGCUCUUGUAAAAUCUGGUGUUUAUGAGGCAUCCGAUUGUCAAUUCCUUGAAUUAGAAAUUUGUACAAAGGUUUCUUUCAGCUAGUAUGUUGUUGUUAAACAUUUCAAAAAGUAUUCAGUUUCUUUGUGUAAUUUCAAAUGAAUAUAUAAUAAACUGUUAUACCAAUUCUUAUACUGCAUAAAAUAUUAGAAAGAAGUCAUGCAAGUUGAAAAAGCACUUAAUCAUAUUUUGGAAUGAAGUAAAUAUCAUUCCUACCAACUAUUAUCAAGACUAUCCUGUGAAAACAAUCCUUUGUAUCAUCACUAUGUAUUACAUACAUUACUUUUUCUUUUUGUUGAAAAUAUUGUUUUGUGUCAUGUUGAAACAUAUUAUUGUGUAAAUUCAAAAAAAUUAAAUAUUUUAGUAUUGAAAACAUUAUCAACUUAUGUAAUAACUAACAAAAGAAUGCUUUUGAUCACUUCAAUAUUUAAAGAAUAAGUCAGUACUUUUAAAGAUCAAUGAGUCUUGUAUUUUCUAAUGGACCACAUCGCAGACAACUACAAAGAAAUAUAGUGAAGUGUUGUUUUCCCCAAUCCACUUCGCAGAGAACAUAAAUAGUUUUAAUGUAUAAAGAAAUUAGAUGAUUAAGAUAUUCUUAAUACUUCUUGUUUGAGUAUAUUAUGUAUGUUAAUGAAUGAUUUCCUUUCUCUUCCAUAAAUUACCAUUGGUAAAUUUCUGAUUCUUCUUGGCUCUAGUCGCUCCCAUGAUUUUUGUACUUUGGUGUACUUACGAAAAGACAAUGUGAGUUUUCUAAAAAUUUGUAUAUACCUGUUGAUUUAUAAUAAAUUAUCAAAUUCUUUUGACUUUUUUCUUUUGAGACUAGUGAAAUGGCAAUUAAUUAGAAAAAGCAAUUUUACUUAAGAAUGUUGCUUGUUAAUUGAGGGGAGAAAAGAAUCCUUCACAUUCAACAGAUGAUAGUAGUCGUUUCAAAAAAAAAAAAAAUUGCACACAUUUCUUUCAUUUGUACAAAACACAAAAUGUGACUAAUGAAAUAAAAUUACCUUUAGUUUCUUUCUAAGUUUAGUUUGGGAUUUUACAAAUGACAAAUGCAGUGAAGCUCUGAUCUCAUGGUACCCCGAUUUAAGGUAAACCCACUGUUAAGAUAAAUAUUUUUGGUCCCAAAAAUGCCACGCUAAAAAACAAUGCAUUUCCAUCUCUGAUUUAGUAUUGCAUGCUCUAGUAUGAAAACACCCUUCUAAAGAAAGCCAACAUUCAUUAACUUUUCAGGGUUCUUAAUUCUCACAAAGCCACAUACCAGAGCAUCAACCGAGAAAGACAAAAACAUGCUAUGAUGUUUUGAGGAGCAGUGCAAUCUUUUGUAUUCACUUUCUUCUGUUGGAGUUGUGCUGAAAAUUGCUUUAUUAGACACCGACUAGUAAAAGUGAUUACUUUUAUGGCAUGCACAGCAUGCUAAAAGUUCUAUUUUUAGCACUAGUGUUAAAAGUGAGAUAAUGCUCAAAUAAAAUUGUGAAUACAACAAAGAAAUCAAAAUACUUUUUUUUGACCGCAUCAGCUACUAUUGAUCUUAAUGUAACAAUUAAGUGAUUUGUGUACUUGAAAUAAAGCAAAAGGAAAGACUGUGAGACUUUCUCAAAAAUAGUACUGUACACACAUGGUAAAAGUGAUUAUUUUGCUCACUGGAUUGCGCUACUCAGCUGGUCAGCCUCGUGAAGUGACAUUUUAUACAUGCAAAAUAAAAUGUCACUUUUACCAUUCUAUCAAAAAUAUCUAUUAUUCCUUCUUCUCUUUUCAAGUGAACGUUUUCUGUUUCUCUGCUUUUCCGUUAGUGUUAUGCGAUAGUUACCGAUUAUAAAAUUUUCAAUAAGAAAACAAAUUAAACAGUAACUGUUGUGAAAACUAUUUAUAAGGUUAGUAAUAUAGAAAUAAAGCAUAUAUUUGAAAUUUGAUGUUAUUUAUAUUAUCUACCCUGUUUGUAUAAACAGCCA
Gryllus bimaculatus (two-spotted cricket) is the source of this 4948-nucleotide messenger RNA. The record is from the annotation of a GenBank genome assembly. NCBI's taxonomy places the organism in Eukaryota, Metazoa, Arthropoda, Insecta, Orthoptera, Gryllidae.